Molecule: messenger RNA, 1626 nt
Organism: Cicer arietinum (chickpea)
Lineage: Eukaryota; Viridiplantae; Streptophyta; Magnoliopsida; Fabales; Fabaceae
Source: RefSeq, a predicted model, not a curated record
AUGGCUCGUGUUAAACAGACCCAACCCAGAACUCCAUCACCAUCUUCAUCUUCUAGUGGGCGAACCCCUUCUCCCCCACCAACCAUGUUAAAACGGGUUCCAAUUCCUACCCACAAAAUACUUGCCAAUGACAAAGGCAAAGCUGCUGCUAUUGAUCAAGGAAAAUCAAAGAAACGAAAGGAGCCCCCUACUGAAAAUCUCAUGGCUGAUGCUAUGAAGGAGGUUACUCAGAAAAAGAAGAAAACAGUUUCUUCUCCUCCUCCAAAGAAAGCUCCUUCAUCCAAAGAUAAAGCUGCAGAAUUUGUUAUCCCACCUGAUUUUCUAAAAAGAAAAAUCCAUGAGGCUAGAACUCUGGAUUUCUCCUAUUUUGAUUCAGAUGGAUUUACCUUUCAAUACCAUUUGAGGUUUCAUGGUCUUGAAAACUUCCUCUCCUCCUCACUUGACACUUAUCCGAAGUUAAUAACCAUGUUAAAACGGGUUCCAAUUCCUACCCACAAAAUACUUGCCAAUGACAAAGGCAAAGCUGCUGCUAUUGAUCAAGGAAAAUCAAAGAAACGAAAGGAGCCCCCUACUGAAAAUCUCAUGGCUGAUGCUAUGAAGGAGGUUACUCAGAAAAAGAAGAAAACAGUUUCUUCUCCUCCUCCAAAGAAAGCUCCUUCAUCCAAAGAUAAAGCUGCAGAAUUUGUUAUCCCACCUGAUUUUCUAAAAAGAAAAAUCCAUGAGGCUAGAACUCUGGAUUUCUCCUAUUUUGAUUCAGAUGGAUUUACCUUUCAAUACCAUUUGAGGUUUCAUGGUCUUGAAAACUUCCUCUCCUCCUCACUUGACACUUAUCCGAAGUUAAUAAGAGCAUUUUAUUCCACCUUCAAGCUCACUGACAAUGGCUUCAAGGCUGAAGUCAAAGGCAAGAGGAUCUCCUUGUCUUUUGAAGAUUUCUCAAAUCUGUCAGGACUGCCCUUCCAUGGGAAAUCAAUUGAUGGCAGUUCUGAGGCUGAAGCUGCAAAUGAAGGAUGUGAAGCUUCUUUUGAUAGGCACACUGCUGUGAAGGACCUGAUGGUCGAAGGCUUUGUCGAAACUAUUUCGCUGCCGAUUGGUCAAAUGAAGGUCCAUCAUCGGAUGCUUAUGUACACUUUAACCAGGAUGCUGGUGCCUAGAUCCGGAAACCAUGCCGUCGUCCAGAAGCUGGACAUAUUGCUGUUGUGGGGACUGUCCAAAGAGCUCAAGAUGAGCUGGACAUGGAUAGUGCUGGAGCACAUGAUGGAAGCAUCGCAAAGCAAGCUGGUGCUGCCCUAUCCCCAGUUAAUCACCAAGAUUCUAAAACAUUUCAAAGUGUCACUUGUUGAUGAAGAAUCUUCAAAAACCAUCCUUGUUUUUGGUGAAUCAAUUGUCAAUCAAAUGCAAUUGAAAAGGGUGAAUGGUAUCUGGAUAAGGCCCCUACCAAAUGCUAAACCAGUUCAGCCUCCUACACAACAAGCUGCUGAGCCAGUCGCAGCCCCUCCCGAGUUCAUAGCAAAGCUGCUCGAGUUUAUGGAAGCUCAGGCGACUCACAACGCAAAGAUGCAAGAGUCAAAUGGAAGAUGCCUUGAAGACACUCCAGGCAUCUCUAAACUCAGUUGUUCAGAAUGUUGA